This is a messenger RNA of Kazachstania africana CBS 2517, 639 nucleotides long. RefSeq names its product MADS-box domain-containing protein. Gene Ontology annotation, biological process: positive regulation of transcription by RNA polymerase II. NCBI's taxonomy places the organism in Eukaryota, Fungi, Ascomycota, Saccharomycetes, Saccharomycetales, Saccharomycetaceae. Gene Ontology annotation, molecular function: DNA-binding transcription factor activity, RNA polymerase II-specific; protein dimerization activity; RNA polymerase II cis-regulatory region sequence-specific DNA binding. The transcript has a single exon. Bases 1 to 639 code for a protein of 212 amino acids. The record is from RefSeq and is a predicted model, not a curated record.
AUGUCAGAUCAAGACAUAAAAGAAUCGCAAACGUCACACAUAGAAGAAGACCCAUCUUUGUCUCCAUCCACUAAUAAUGGUAAAGAAAGAAGAAAAAUUGAAAUAAAAUUCAUUGAAAAUAAAACAAGACGACAUGUCACCUUCUCAAAGAGGAAGCACGGUAUAAUGAAAAAAGCUUUCGAAUUAUCUGUGUUGACCGGUACUCAAGUUUUACUUUUGGUCGUUUCUGAAACAGGUCUUGUUUAUACUUUCAGUACGCCGAAAUUCGAACCUAUAGUCACCCAACAAGAGGGUAGAAAUUUGAUUCAGGCUUGUUUAAAUGCCCCUGAUGAGGAAGAAGAGGAAGAAGAUGAUCAACAAGUACAACAACAGCAACAGCAAGUGCAGCAACAGGUGCAGAAUGAUGCAGUUGCCCAAGCACAAGCUCAGGCUCAAGCACAUGCUCAUGCUCAACAAGUCCAACAAAUGCAACAACAAGUUCAGCAACAUCAAUUACAGCAACAUCCAUUCACUAUAGACGGUUUUGCAAAUCCAAAAGUAAAUACCCAACAAUUACCACAACAACAAGAUACAAAACCAACUGCAAAUAAUGCUGCUUAUCAACAAUAUUUCCAAGAAUCGCAACAAAAUCAAUUUUAA